AUGGAGAACUCGGAUGGGUCGCUGAAAGAGGACGACUUGUUUGCCAUGACCGUGCAGUGUCAUCACAACAAGUUCAGAGAAGCGGCUGCCCUCCCCCCUCUCCAGUGGAAUGCCCAAUUGGCCUCAUUCUCCAAAGCAUGGACUGCCACUCUCAAGGAAACCAAAAAGUGUGGCUUGGGACACAGCAGUACGGGAGACAGGAGGUCACUCGGAGGUUUCGUCUACGUGGGAGAAAAUUUAGCCAGUCGAUCAGCGACCAAGAUAACGGAAGACCAGGCUCCGGAGAACGCUAUUCUGGGAGUGGAGGGCUGGUUUGACGAGAUUGAGGGCUACCAGUACAGCGCGUCUGAAUACAGAACCUGUGCCAAACAGAGCACAGCUCCCAAAGUAACUGGACACUUCACACAGGUUAUGUGGCAACAAACUACAGAUGUGGGCUGCGAUUACGCCAUCUGUGAGAAGGGGCCCAAUCCCAAUAUGGCCACUAUAGUCGUGUCCUGCAACUAUGGCCCCGGGGGAAACAUGGGGGGAACGAAUGUGUUUGGGCCGGAUAACUUCUGUUCUCUGAGUGAAGCACCGGUGGGCAAAGGCAAAAUCACCAGCUGCGGAACCCCGCCCAAAUGCUGA
This is a messenger RNA of Symsagittifera roscoffensis, 627 nucleotides long. RefSeq lists its product as uncharacterized. The record is from RefSeq and is a predicted model, not a curated record. Gene Ontology annotation, cellular component: extracellular region. The coding region runs from base 1 to 627 and encodes 208 amino acids. NCBI's taxonomy places the organism in Eukaryota, Metazoa, Xenacoelomorpha, Acoela, Convolutidae. The transcript has 4 exons.